AUGAAAUUUAUAUUCGCUAUUCUUUUAUUGGUUUGUGCCAUUAUGAUACAUAAAUCAUCGGCUGGACCUGCUACUAUUGAUCCACGUGCAAGUGAAAUUAGCAAUCCUGAGGCCCGCAUCAUUAAUUUCAUGAAUUGCAUGAUCCAUUGUGUUCAACCAGAAGCACUAGAAAGUGAAGAUGCUGAUGAUGUUCAAAGUCGUGGUCUCUUUGAUAUCAUUGGUAACUUUCAAAAUCUAUUUGGUUGUGUCCCACAAUGCUAA
This is a messenger RNA of Adineta steineri, 261 nucleotides long. The record is from the annotation of a GenBank genome assembly. NCBI's taxonomy places the organism in Eukaryota, Metazoa, Rotifera, Eurotatoria, Adinetida, Adinetidae.